Acanthaster planci (crown-of-thorns starfish) is the source of this 2803-nucleotide messenger RNA. Its product is annotated as gamma-interferon-inducible lysosomal thiol reductase-like. Lineage: Eukaryota; Metazoa; Echinodermata; Asteroidea; Valvatida; Acanthasteridae. The record is from RefSeq and is a predicted model, not a curated record. Gene Ontology annotation, molecular function: oxidoreductase activity, acting on a sulfur group of donors, disulfide as acceptor.
UCUGUUUCAACGAUAAAUCAACUCAGCAACGCAGUAACAUGGAAGGUCGUUUAAACUUCCGUAGUUUCGCGAAAAACGAGCAGAUACUUGACAGAAAACGCAGCAAAAAAUUACCACACAGCGAACAGCGACCCAUGACUGUUCAUCAGCAGAGGCUCUCUCAGGGGCGGUGCGCUUGCGCGGUUUAUCAGACCCAGGCUGCUGUGUGUUUACGUGUGAGUGCCUGUACAUACGUACGGUGGAAGCCCUAUUGUUAAAAACCAUUCGGCUGUGGGGUUAACCUUAAGCAUUGUGCAUUGGCUACCAUUGUACCAGCAGAUGUUGAACAGCGACACAAACGUUUAAUUUGUACAAUUUCAAGCAUUUGCUAUAUUGUAAAUGCUUUUAAUUCUUAAUAAAAGCUUUUUGCGUAAAAUUUCUAGCAUGCGCUAGUUUUAUACUUACAAUACCCGUUAUUGCGGAAUUAAGAUUUUAAAGGAUUAAUUCAAUUACCUUGUGAAGACAUAGGUCAACUGAAUACAUAUAUUAAUGGCUCUACUGCUAAAGUGGAACAAUAGAACAAAGGAAAUUCGACCCGCUAGUGUUUUGUUGGCUUCUGAAGAGCUGUGAGGCCUCUGUGCCAAUGUGUGUGUAGUGACCUAUGUAACAAAGCUUUCCUGUUGAAGAGGAAAUAAAAACACAACAGAUGUUAAUCAUGCAUUCAUGACGUGUGAAAGGCUCAGAAACAACGAUUGCCCUUGAAAGUGGAAUGCAUAAUGGACUAGAAGGCUACGUACGGUACGUGUCCACUGCUGUAGAUAAAUCUUUGUAACUCGCCGUCGAGUACACAAGUAAAAAUAUUGAUCACCGUGAUCGCUGAACUCGUGAUCGCUGGAUGUGCGUAGUGUUUGCUGAGCGUAUGGACAGACCCCUCCCCCCCGCAGCUGUGGGCGGAAGCACGGAUGGGUGCAUUGGUGGGGGGUGAGUCUGUGGACGGCUGUUGCGACUGCACUUAUGCAUAUUAAGUCAAAAUAUUUUCCAUGUUCGAAAAACUCGUGUUCAUUCGCUCCAUAUUCCUCCUGACACUAACAAUUAAGGAAAGGGAGAAAGUCACUGUGCACAUAAGUAAUUUGCCGAUUCUCGUCACUACUGUGCAUUUUUUUUUCUGCGCUCAGAUUUCUGUGUCCGCAGGAGUUGGUAAUUUUACACGCGUUAGAUCAAGUUCCGACACUUUCAUAAAAAAAGAUGGAGGAAAAAGUGACUACACUGUACAAACUCUGUUCCAUUCUUCUUAGGAAUAAGAAAGGACUAACACAAGUGGCUGAGUUUUGAAGGUCUGCCGCCUGUAUUCUGGAGAAAAAAUUAAUAGUGCGAAAAAAGCUCUAUUUGAAAUUGAGGCUUUUUGUCUGGGGACAAUCAGCUGUGGUAAAAGUAUUUAAAAAAUCACAACACACGCUUUGUUAUCAUUAAAUUUGUUAUCUCUGUAUUCUGGAGUCACGGGAUUUAAGUUCGUGGCCGAUGAUGUAACGCCGACUGUUUAUUGUGCACUUUAUCAGCCACUGAACUGGCUUCUCGGGCAGUAAUGACCGCACUCAGCUAAUCUUCAAGUGACAAAGGUCGCGUGAAUUGCCCCAGGGAUGGUGGUCAUGUGAUUUGCAACAGGCAGGUGUAGGCCUACAAGAUCGCGACUGCCGCCGAUCUAAGCGCUGCGUAAAACAACAAAAGCUGCGUUUACUUGUCACUUUAACCAGCAGUGAGGAUGGAUUACCGUCUGUUUCCUUCGCUUGUGUUCCUCGUGGUAUCCGCUGUCGCUUUACAGCCGUCCGUAAUUGCAGCCUCUGCGGCGUCGUGCAGUUUCCCGCCAGAGCUAUGGUGCACCUCGCCGGAAAUAUCCCGAGUCUGCGAAGUAGAGGCCCAAUGUGCCCAGUUUCAGCGGCCCACCAACGACGCCCCUUUGGUCAACUUCACCUUGUACUAUGAAUCCUACUGCCCCGGAUGUCAGAUGUUCAUCAACGGCCAACUUCACGACACUUACAUGGCUGUCAGUGAAAUAAUGAACUUGACGUUAGUUCCUUACGGAAACGCAAAGGAGAUGAAAAAAGGCUCAAAGUACGAGUUCACGUGCCAACACGGCGAGCGAGAAUGCCGCGGUAAUCUACUGGAAUCCUGCGUCCUGCACUUCGCUCCAUUCCCGACGGCCUUCAAGACUAUUUACUGUAUGGAGGUCACACACAACCCGGUGCCUAACGCCCAAGAAUGCAUUACGAAGUUCGGUUUGAACUACGAGCAAAUAGUAGACUGUGCAAAUGGCUCAUUGGGCAACUUUUUGGAGCACGAGAUGGCCCUGAAGACCAACGCACUGAAGCCACCUCAUAAUUAUGUACCUUGGGUCACAUUGAAUGGGGUGCACACCGACGCCAUUCAGCAGAAAGCUGAGUCUGACCUCAAGAAGCUGAUAUGCGACACUUACAGAGGGAACAAGCCACCUGCCUGCUCCCAGGAGAACACUCAACCUCGCUCCUACAUUUAGGAGCCCCUACUAUUCCUCUAAAUGUGCUUGGGCCAAUUUUCAACUAAUGACAUUGAUUUUUUUUUUCGAAAUUGUGGUCAAUAAUAUCAACCGUGGACUUGAAUAAAUAAAACAUGCCUCGGGGACAAUCAUAACUAAUUUAAAGUGUAGCUGCAAUGAAUUUUUAUUUUGCACAAUUUUUCUGCAUCUUUGUAAUCUUCUCCGUUGUAUGAAAAGUCUUUGCGCUAGAAAGUGCAUGUUUUUAAACAAUUAAAAUUAUCUAUGUAACUGAGGGCGCUGUUGCUGUGAAAUCAU